Molecule: messenger RNA, 2222 nt
Organism: Cheilinus undulatus (humphead wrasse)
Lineage: Eukaryota; Metazoa; Chordata; Actinopteri; Labriformes; Labridae
Product: dynein heavy chain 12, axonemal-like
Exons: 13
Coding region: 279-2054 (591 amino acids)
Biological process (GO): intracellular signal transduction
Molecular function (GO): protein binding
Source: RefSeq, a predicted model, not a curated record
GCCAGAGGGGCUGAACACAGCAGCACAAACUCAGAGGUCUGGGACGUAUUAUUACAAAAACUAGAGGAUUUAAGGUCAGUGUGUUUGCAGACAGGAAGCCUCUGCUGCUGUUUCACUGAGGAUCAUGGGAGCUCUGAUGGAGAUCAUGUAGACUGUUUCAGAUACAAGUCAGACUUUUGCUCCUCAAAUCUUCUACAACAACAACAAGAGAGGAGAGAUUAACCUGCUGGGACGAGUCCAAGAGAGCCAACACUUAAUCACAAGGGCCUGCUCUCUUCAUGGAGUUUGAUCGAUUUGGAGCGGAGGAUAAUGACGAUGAAGACGCUGCUACACAGCUCAUGAUUGAACAGAGUCUGUUGGAGAGCAACAAGCAGAGAGAAACCCACAGAGACAAUGCAGCACGAGACAGCAAGAGCUGUGGUCCAGCAUCUGCAGACAGCAGCAUCGUCGUCACAGCAAUCCGACAAGGUAAUGAGAAGCUGUUGAAGAACUUCUGCGUCCGACAGAGAGAGAAGUUUUCUCAGACAGACAGCCGAGGAUGGACUCCUCUCCAUGAAGCUGCAGCUCAGAGCAACCAAACCGUCCUGGAGCUCACAUUUAAAGCCUCAGGCCCAGACUCAGUGAAAGCUCAUUCUCUGUGCGGUCAGACUCCUCUCUUUGUGGCUGUAGAGAGAGGUCUGAUAGAAAACGCCUCCUUCCUCCUCCAGCAUGGAGCUGAACCAGACUGUCAGGACCAAGAAGAGGACUCUCCGCUGUUUGUAGCCGUCCGCUCAGAGCGCUCUGAUCUGGUGAAGCUGCUGCUCCAGCGGGGCUCCAGGGUGAACCAGGAGGGCCUCCACGGCCGUCGUCCGCUCCACGAGGCCUCUCGUUUGGGGAAACCAGCUCUGGUGAAGCAGCUCCUGGAUGCCGGAGCAGCAGUGGACCCUCGCAGCCACUACGGGCUCACACCGCUGGCUCUGGCUGCUCAGGGAGGACACCUGGAGGUGGUGGAGACUCUGCUAAAGAAAGGAGCAGACGUCCUGUCUCAGGCCCAGGAUGAGGCGACCAUCCUAUACGAGGCAUCUGCGUCUGGAGAUCCUUCAGUCAUCAGCCUGCUGCUGGAGUACGGAGCCGACGCCAACGUGGCUAAACUCACAGGACACAUGCCGAUCCACCGAGUGGCUCACAGAGGACACCUGGAGGCUCUGAAGCUGCUGAUUCCUGUCACUUCAAUGUCAGAGGUGAUCGACAGCGGAAUGAGUCCUCUACACUCUGCUGCUGCAGGAGGGAACACAGACUGUCUCAAGACCUUGCUGGAUGCUCAUUAUGACCCAAACUACAUGCUCCACCCUUGGGUUCGCCGUAGCUAUGAUGAUGAGAGGAAGUCAGCGCUCUUCUUUGCCGUCUCCAACAAUGACGUACAAUCAGCCAAACUGCUGCUAGAGGGCGGAGCCAUGGCCAACCAGGACCCAAUCAAAUGUCUGCAGAUUGCUCUGCGUUUGGGCAACUACGAGUUGAUCAACCUGCUGCUGAGGUUUGGAGCCAACGUCAACUAUUACUGCAGAGUGAACACCACACAUUUCCCCUCCGCCCUGCAAUAUGCUCUCAAAGACGAGGUGGUGCUCAGGAUGCUGUGUAACUUUGGUUAUGAUGUCAAACGCUGCUUCGACUGUCCCUAUGGCAACAACUCUCACAUCCCCGAUGACUACGAGGGCUGGAGCAACACCGUCAUUAAAGACACUCUGUUCUGUGAGGUGAUCACUGUCUCGUGGCUAAAACACCUCUCUGGUCACAUCGUCCUCAUCCUAUUGGACUAUGUGGAUCAUGUGUUUCUCUGCUCCAAGCUGAAGGCAGCAAUAAUGGAGCAGAAGCAAUGGCCUGACAUCUGCAGACUACAGGAGAGCGCUCGCUGUCUGCAGCAUCUCUGUCGUCUCAGGAUCCGUCAGUGCCUGGGCCGUCUUCGUCUUCGGUCUCCUGUCUUCAUGAGCUUCCUGCCGUUACCGGGGCGACUGAAAGAAUACAUCCAGUACAGAGAGUACGACCUGUAUGCUCAGCAGAGCAGCACCCCGGGGUGACAACAACACAGAAAGGACUUGUAAAACACCCACAGAGCUUCUUCAUCAUGCUUUAUGGUCACCUUUUUGUGUUUAACUCAUCAUUUGCUUAUUUAAAUGGAGCCAUGAGGGGAAAAAAUUCUUUAUUUUGUUGCAUUUUUCUAUUAAAAUGUUUUCUUAUACCUUGAA